CAUGUCAGAUAUCCCGGAGGAUAUUAGAAGGCAAAUUUAUUUCGAUGCCAGAUUCACAGUUCAAAAUGAGAUUGAAAACUAUUUGGACAAUCCGAUUGGGAGGAAUUGGAAGUAUCUUGCAUGUGAAAUUGGUCUUGAAUCCCGGGAAAUUGAGAAUAUUGAAGCACGGCCAAGUCCUGCAAAACAGGUUUUGAUUAGGUAUAAGCAAAUGCAGCCACGAGCCACGCUUCAAGAUUUCAUCAAUAUUGCUGUAAAAAUGCAGAGAAUGGACAUUGUACGUUUGAUUGAGGAAGCAGCAAAAGAUGGUGAAUUGUAUCAGUGGCAGAGACAAGAUAGGCCCAGGAAUGGCGAGGAAUGCUCCUAUACCAGCUCUAGUCAAAGAACUACCACACCUGGGACAUGGGAUUGUCCUAAUAUGUCACGUCGAACACGUGGACAACCCGGAAAAACAUUGCCUUCUAAGAUUUGUAGUUGUGCUGCACCGAUGAGCCCAUCUGAAACUUGCAAUCAAAAACAGGGCUACUGCAAUGCAAGUCGGUGGCAGAACACUUCUCGUCAAAAUCCUCUAACAGUAGAACAAAUAGAACUUCAACAUGUAUCACAUUACCAGCAGCGGCCAGCUGUUACAGAUGGGCCACACACGCUUGUGAGUGUCGAUAUCACACAAGGCUCGUCUCCCAAUACAUGUUGGGUCAGGCAAAAUGACUAUAAUAACAAUGUCCCUGAGACCAGAGAGUCUCGCUCACCGUCUGUUGGAUCAUCCGAAUCAAUGCCCGAUGAAACCCAAAUGUGCCAUUACAAAAAUUCUGUUCCCAAAGAAUUGCCACGAAGUCAGUCUGUUCCCGGUGUCCAUGAUGAACCUGUAAUGCAAGGGGCAGCAUGUAACAUGCUGCCUGGGAGGACUUGGCCCAGAGGACAGGGACCAAACAGAGCAAAGAUACAAGAAAGACCUACUGUACUAACUAACUCUCAAGAUUGUCCAAAAAGCUGGCCUCAACAGACAGCUUCAAGACGUCAAAUUGAGCCACACAGGGAGCCGCCACCAUCUUCUUAUAAACCACCUAAAAACGCAUUCGUCCAAGCUUCACCAUCGCAACCCAAAAUAACUGUCUUCUUGACAUAUGCUACUGAUGAACUGAGAAAGAAAACUGGUGUCACAAACUUAUUGGACAACCUCAACAAGAAUCACUUCAAGUGCACCUUAGAUAUGAAGAACAAGUACUUCAAGAGUAUUUGUGAAGACAGGGUUGGAUGGCUGACCAAACAGUUCAAAAAGAGUGAUUACAUCUUGGUGUGCUGUAGUCCAUGUUACACAUCUGAAGCUGAAGAUACUAAUACUGGUGUACAUAGUUACAACGAUCAUAGUUUGAACACCAGGUACAUAGCGUCUCUCAUGAUGACAGAACACAGAGAAAGGCGCUCUAAAUAUGCACGUUUUAUUCCCGUUGUCAUGCCUGGAGCAACUGAUAUGCAUGUCCCCAUAUGGAUGCGUAAUACUCUCAUCUACCACUGGCCAAUUGACUGGUCUGAACUGUUUCGUCGUAUGUCACACAUUGAUAGUCGUCCACGUCAAUCGACUCCCCGCAAUGCACCGCAGAUUUUGCAACACUCGUAG
Messenger RNA from Saccoglossus kowalevskii, 1615 nucleotides. RefSeq lists its product as uncharacterized. Gene Ontology annotation, biological process: signal transduction; positive regulation of canonical NF-kappaB signal transduction; humoral immune response. NCBI's taxonomy places the organism in Eukaryota, Metazoa, Hemichordata, Enteropneusta, Harrimaniidae. The record is from RefSeq and is a predicted model, not a curated record. Gene Ontology annotation, molecular function: protein binding.